GAGCGAAACCCAGCCCUGCCUUCCAAGCUUGGGGAGGGGGAGAGAGCGAGAAGCAUUCCGAGGGUUGGUUUGUUUUUGGCGUAAAGGUCGCCUUGCAUGCUGGUUACGCUUGCGAAGAAUCACCCUGUGGGGCGUCCUUUAAGCAGCAAGCGUAAGCAAGUAUAGGAAGCGGAACGGCAACAGACGAGACCUGGGUCCCACCAGAUCGUGGCCAAUCUGUAGCUCCGUGGCGGCAAUAUGGAAAGGUGAAGCAAGGUGGAUCCCGUUGUUCCCCAGUUGGUUUAAAUCGGUGCUACGGUGAAAACCGCAGUUGAACUACCUGGGAAGGGAAUGCAUAAAUAAACCACCAUGGAAAGAGCAAGCGGCCCUGUCCUGCAGCUCCAGCCACUUGCGACAGAGGCCGUCCCGCGGGUGACUCAUGAGGACUCCUUCUCUUACAAGGAAAACUUGAUUGGUGCCUUGCUGGCUAUUUUUGGACACUUGAUUAUCAGCAUUGCACUCAACCUCCAGAAAUACAGCCAUAUCCGGCUGGUGGGUUGCAAAGACCACCGGGCUUACUUCAAGACCAAGACGUGGUGGUGUGGCCUGUUCCUCCUGUUCCUGGGGGAGCUGGGGGUCUUCUCUGCUUAUGCCUUUGCGCCCCUUUCCCUGAUUGUGCCGCUUGGUGCCGUGUCUGUUAUAGCAAGUGCAAUCAUUGGAAUCAUAUUCAUCAAGGAAAAAUGGAAGCUGAAAGACUUCUUGAGGCGCUAUGUUUUGUCCUUCAUAGGCUGUGGCUUGACCAUCGUUGGGACAUACCUGCUGAUCACCUUUGGGCCUAACAGUCACGAGACCAUGACGGGCGAGAAUAUCACUAAGCACUUAGUCAGCUGGCCGUUUCUUUUGUAUGUGCUGGUAGAGAUCAUCAUUUUCUGCCUGCUGCUUUAUUUCUACAAAGAGAAGAAAGCUAACUAUAUAGUGGUGAUAUUGCUGUUGGUAGCACUCCUGGGUUCCAUGACUGUCAUCACGGUGAAGGCGGUGGCUGGCAUGGUGGUGGUUUCCAUACGGGGGAACCUCCAGCUGGGGUACCCCAUUUUCUACAUCAUGGUGGUUUGCAUGGUGGCGACAGCAGCCUUUCAGGCGACGUUUUUAACGCAAGCAUCACAGCUGUACGACUCCUCCCAGAUUGCCAGUGUGAGCUACAUCUUGUCCACUGCGAUAGCAAUUACUGCAGGUGCAACCUUCUACUUGGACUUCAUUGGAGAAGAUGUACUCCAUAUAUGCAUGUUUGCCUUGGGGUGCCUCAUCGCAUUUUUAGGUGUCUUCUUGAUCACUAGAAACAAGAGGAAAUCUAUCUUUUUUGAACCAUACAUCUCCAUGGAUGCUAUGCCAAGCAUGCAGAAUUUGCAUGACAACGGAACUGCAGUUCAGCCUGACCUCAAAACCUCCUUUUCCUAUGGUGCCCUGGAGAACAACGACGCCAUCUCGGAGAUCUAUGCUCCUGCUACCUUGCCGAUAGUACAGGAGGAACACAGUUCCAGAGGAGGAUCCCUGCCUCCCUACCGGGUCAUGGAGCAUAACAAAAAGGAAUGAAUGCCUUUUAAGGGACUGGCAUGACGGCUCCAAAUGUGUGGCCCUCUUAUUUAUUUAUUUUCUCUUUUUUUUAGCACCACUGAGGCAAAUAAUCAUUUUAUUUAUGCAUUAAAUAAGUAUGGAAUGGUAAA
This is a messenger RNA of Rhineura floridana, 1700 nucleotides long. RefSeq names its product NIPA like domain containing 3 (gene NIPAL3). The record is from RefSeq and is a predicted model, not a curated record. Bases 349 to 1569 code for a protein of 406 amino acids. Gene Ontology annotation, molecular function: magnesium ion transmembrane transporter activity. The transcript has 12 exons. Gene Ontology annotation, biological process: magnesium ion transport. Gene Ontology annotation, cellular component: membrane. Lineage: Eukaryota; Metazoa; Chordata; Lepidosauria; Squamata; Rhineuridae.